Fusarium odoratissimum NRRL 54006 is the source of this 3241-nucleotide messenger RNA. RefSeq lists its product as uncharacterized. Lineage: Eukaryota; Fungi; Ascomycota; Sordariomycetes; Hypocreales; Nectriaceae. Gene Ontology annotation, cellular component: nucleus. Gene Ontology annotation, molecular function: DNA-binding transcription factor activity, RNA polymerase II-specific; RNA polymerase II cis-regulatory region sequence-specific DNA binding. The coding region runs from base 1398 to 2450 and encodes 350 amino acids. The record is from RefSeq and is a predicted model, not a curated record. The transcript has 4 exons. Gene Ontology annotation, biological process: regulation of transcription by RNA polymerase II.
UAUCUGGUACGUCUUGGGCUCCUCUUCCCACCCUUGGCAUUGCUUGUUGACGUGGGAUCCCUGGCCAUUCCCCAUGACCAAGCGCACGACUCGACAACGCCCACUCAAAUAAAAUCCACUCAACAAGAAGCUCUCUGCAAUCCAUUCCCACAACACUAGACAAGCCUAUGCGGAUCCCUCGAUGCUGCCGUUGAGUGGCUUGAAGGACCCUCGAUUCCCACCCGCCGCCCGCGUCGCAACAAGUCACCUACAGGCACGCUUCCAUUUGGCUUGCGGACCCUGCAUAUCAUGAUCCCGCCCUGUCGUCCACCUCAAUUCCCAGUCCAAUACGUACCCAAGGUGCUCCCCUGCCUUGCAAUUCAUCUCAGACCCUCCACAUCAGUGGCGUUCGUGAGUUGCUUGGAUAGCGGGGGUCCCUUUGCAAACUGCCGUCCGUAGCCUUGCCCACCUUCACUUCUCUGUUCUCUGUCAGUCUUCAGCUCUGAGCACACCCCUCUCCAUAGGCAUCCUAUGCCACCUUGUGUACCCCGUAAUCCUUCUCCUCUGCCAUCGACGCACCCCCUCCGGACAGAAGAACAAGUUAGCGGUGUUUAGUGUUCUUUUUGGUAGGAUCAGGCCUUGAACUGCUACUUGAAUAAUCAAUUGUUUUAAUGAUCUGAAGUCUUCCAUCUUCAAAUCUAUUGAUGCCAUCAUAGCAGGUGUUUAUGUAUUCUUUUCUUGCUGUCUCAUGAAUCUACAUCAUCUCUGGCCUGGCACUGGUAGACCUUGAGGGUUUCUUCCAGGAUUUCUGAUCCAAAUCUCCUCAAAAGUCGCUGAUCUUUGCGCUGUCUGGCACCGCGGACGCUACUAUCUGGGUGCCGUGGACUGUCAAGUCAAGUCAAGUCAAGUUAAGUCGAUUUGUGGAUUAGAGACUGUCUCCAUCAUCUUAUGCAGCCCACAACCCCCUGGUUUGCUGCUUGACCUGGCUACUUGGUCCUACGACCCUACCUCAUCGCACUAACCCUGUCGCUUCAGCCAUUGUGAAAAGACGUCGGCCUGCCGAUCACUUAGACCAGAGUCGUCACACCUUUUUUUUUCUUUCAGAGACGGGGGAACUCCACUCUUCUCCCGCAGCCCAGCCCGUUUCCAGAGGCAGAUUGACGCACGUCAAUUCGCACCCAGACACUUAAGACUUCGCUGAUCCCACCUUGGCCCCGACUCAACUCCCCAUAUCAUCUCCAACCUGGACGGGAUCUUCUGUCUCUGAUCUGUAUCACCGACUUGGCUUUUAUUCUAGUUAGGAUCCCGCAUCUGAUCAACAAACCUUUUUUUUCCCUCUACCACGCAUCUGCCCACCGAUCUAUGUUGAUAUUGCACAUCAACCACUACACUUCACAUCACCAUUAUCACAUACCAAUAUGACCAUGACGCUCGACACCACUCAGCAGCGGUUUGGGCCUUCGUUGAAUUUCGACUAUUCAGCGCCUGCACAUCCACCUGCAUUUUCGAACCCAUGGUCCUCGUCUUCACCAUCACAGCAUCCUCCUGCUGGGAGCAGUCUCUUUGUUGGUAGCCAACCUGCCCUCAACCCAAGCAUCAUGGCCGGAAAGCCACCCCAAAGUCGUGCGAGCACUAGCAGCACUUCUUCAAUGGCCUCAUACGGAGGCGCAAUGCCCGUCCCCAACACAUCUGCAGAUCUUCUUAGCAUUAACAGAAUGCAAACAACAUCUGCUGCUUAUGGAGAUCCCACUUACACUACAUCUGCUUCUCCUGUCAACCACCAAUUUGCACCUACAUCAGCUGCCCCCUAUGACACGCUGGGCUACGCACCCGCUCCUGUGCGCCCCCCACCCUUUGGUCUCGCUCCGGCUGAUGACCACGCCAGAAGAUACUCACAGCAUAGCAUCCAGGAUGAACGGAGGAGCUUUGCAGAUGCUCUCGAUGCCAGCCAUGGCAUGCUGGCCAUGAGCCAGGAGACACCUCGACCUAUCUAUGGCGCGCGAAGUGAUCGAUCCUCUGUUGAUUCCUAUGGAUUCCCUUCUACCCACUCAACUAGUUCUUCUAUCUCUUCCAGCGGUAACUUUAGCUCUUACUAUGGUGAUUCCGUUUCUGAUUACUCAACUGCGGGUUCUGAUAUUGAGUCGGUGUCUUCGAGGACUUUACCCAGACCUCAAGGCCUGAUGGGCUCCCAGAUCCCGCCUGCCCCCCAGUCCAUGAUGGGCCAGUUCAGCUCCAAGGUUUCAUCCAGCACACAGAAGAAGCAUAAAUGCAAGGUCUGCGAUAAACGAUUUACUCGACCCAGCUCUUUGCAAACCCAUAUGUACAGCCACACAGGCGAGAAGCCUUUUGCUUGUGAGGUUGAAGGAUGUGGCCGACAUUUCUCAGUUGUUUCCAAUCUUCGACGCCACCGAAAGGUCCAUCGUGGUGACGCUCGCUCUGAGGCUGGCUCUGAAGACCAUCACUCGGACUAGAGACGUUCUACGACGGUCUAAAACCCUUCGAUCAAACACAUUCAUGACGAGCACAGGACACACGUGAAGGAGACUGGAACCUGAAGAGAGGCGACGCAACAACGACAGUCAAAGUGACCGACUGGUUGGUGACAAAUCGCAUUGUUUUAUCACCCGCAAAAAUAUUAUUACAACACGGCUCAGCGCGGCAUAGAGAAAUGGGACAGAAAAGGAUGAGAAAUCAUGGGGGUGGGGAGGAGGAGGACAGCGACGGUGUAUACGAUUCGAGUCUAUCGCUUACGGUGCAUGGGGUCCUUGGCCCUUAAACUCUGGAUUUCACUAUUGGUAUUUUGGGAUGGGAAUGGGCGGAGUGCUGGGCCGACCUACCGAUACCCUUCCACGCGGCGUUUAUGGAGUUGACCAAGCUAUGGUCCUGUCGUUAUUCAUGUUUGGGCACACGAUGCCUUGAGCUAUACUUCGAAGCGAUCGUUCAUGCCCUUUAUUUUAGGGCACCUGUUAUUCUCUCGACAAUAAGGCAUUGUGAGCCUAGGGCAUUACUGAGAUAGCCACGGACGAGCUUUUAGGGGAGGCUUGUACUACUAGUUUCAUAUUUAUGGUCAUGAUAUACCCAGUCCGGACCAUGCACAGCCUGAUCUGUUGAUAAUGGGCCAGGGGCUUCACAGGACAAAAGACAGACCAGGGCGUUGGCAAGAUAUGGGCACGGCAAUGAAGUUGAUGAGAAGAGGUGCAGAUUAUAGAGUGCAAGCAGUUUUACAAGAAUUACACUUGAGAUUAAAACUCGAUCAUGUUGU